UAUGAAAUUCCAAGGAUCAACAUUUCUUUUCUCUAAACGCGGCUCCUCUUUCCCAUUCACGCGCCGCCGUUCACCACCACAUCAUCUCUCACCGCCACCACUCAUAAAGUUACCGUCGUCAGAAGGAAAAAGGACACUUCCAUUUAUGAAUCAUAUGUUAUUAAUAUGGGCGGUGUGACGUCAUCCAUCGCCGCUAAAUUCGCUUUUUUCCCACCGAAUCCUCCGUCGUACACGGUUGUUUCUGACAAGUCAUGUGGCGGUAAAUUAUGCAUACCUGAGAUACCUCGGAGGGAAAACGUCGACGUUUUGAAGCUCCGGACUCACCGGGGAAACGAAAUCGUCGCAGUAUACGUGAAGCAUCCAAAGGCAUCCGCCUCUAUGCUUUACUCUCAUGGAAAUGCUGCUGAUUUGGGGCAAAUGUUCGAAUUAUUUGUUGAGUUAAGCCUCCGUCUUCGGGUCAAUCUCAUGGGGUAUGAUUACUCUGGAUAUGGACAGUCGACUGGAAAGACAUCUGAGUGUAAUACGUACGCGGACAUUGAUGCAGUAUAUAAAUGCCUAAAGGAACAGUACGAGGUCAAAGAUGAACAGCUAAUACUGUAUGGUCAAUCUGUUGGCAGUGGUCCAACCGUUGAUCUUGCAUCACACACACCCAAUUUAAGAGCUGUUGUUUUACAUGGUCCAAUAUUGUCUGGUCUAAGAGUGUUGUACCCUCUCAAACACACACAUUGGUUUGACAUUUAUAAGAAUGUCGAAAAGAUUAGCUUGGUGAAUUGUCCUGUUCUAGUCAUCCAUGGAACAGCGGAUGAAGUUGUUGAUUGCUCCCACGGAAAACAGCUCUAUGAACUGUGCAAGGAGAAGUAUGAACCAUUAUGGAUAAAUGGAGGCGGGCAUUGCAAUCUUGAACUUUACCCGGUUUACAUCAAGCAUCUAAAAAAGUUUGUUCUUGGUCUUGGCAAAUCAAAGACUGCUACAAAUGGUUCUCAUAAACCAUCUUUAGUCUCUGACACUAAGAAGCCAGCUGAAAGUGUCUCCUCAAACACACUCAAUCUGCAUUCUGACCUUCCAGAAAUUUCAAGAAAUAGUUUGGAUAGUCGACUUGAUAAGGCAAAGAAGUCGAACAAACCUGAGAAAUCUCGGAUGAGCACAGGUUGUGUUGACAGGUUUAGGAGACGGAAGGGAUUGGUGUGGUAAUAAUAGCUUUGUAUAGGGGCAAUCCUGUUAAUUUAUAAAACAUUGGAUUGAGACGAGCUUAAAUUGAGCGAAAUGGACAGUGUGGAUUUUUAUAGCUGACUCCAACUUGCUGGGAUUGAGGCGUUGUUCUUGGAACGUGACGCCCUAAUGGGUGAUUAUAGGUGUAAAUAAUUGCAUUAUCUGUAUCAUUUAGAGGUGAAGUUGUGAUUUCUGCAUCCAUUUUGCCCUGUAUAUAAUCUCAAAUAUUCAACUGUCAUUUUUUGAUAUAGAAAGCUUAUAAUUUUUGGCUGUGAUCAUGAGUUCUAAUAAAAGUACAUUGGCAAGAGAGACAAAAUAUUA
Solanum tuberosum (potato) is the source of this 1530-nucleotide messenger RNA. RefSeq names its product alpha/beta hydrolase domain-containing protein 17B-like. The coding region runs from base 166 to 1191 and encodes 341 amino acids. The record is from RefSeq and is a predicted model, not a curated record. Lineage: Eukaryota; Viridiplantae; Streptophyta; Magnoliopsida; Solanales; Solanaceae. The transcript has 5 exons.